AUGGCAAAUAAAAUUCCCACAGAAAUAUUAAUAAAAAUUUUAAAUAAUAAUGUUCAAUCAUCUCGUUCAACUCAAGAUUUACAUUCAUCCUUAUUAGUUAAUCGAUUCUGGUGUAGGGUUACUGCACCUAUACUUUGGGGAUUACCUUUGGAUCAAGAAUUUCGUUGGAUGGGUUAUAAGAAGUUGAAGAAGAAAGCAUUAUGUAUUCGAGCUUAUAUAUCAUGUUUGGAUACUCAAUCUAGAACUUUACUUACUCAAAAUGGUUUUGAUUUAUCAUCUUCACCACCUCAAGCUACUUUUGAUUAUCCAUCAUUCAUUCAUAAAGUUAGAAUUGAUAAUUUAUCUUAUUUUAUUUCCAUAUAUUCACAACAAAUUUUUAGUUCAGAUCAAGAUAUUGAUAAAAAUAAUAAAAGUAAAAAACCCAUCAUUGUCACCAAAUCAAGAAUAUUAUUUCGUGAAAUAUGUGAAUUAAUAACAAAUCGUUGCACAUUUUUGAAUUCUUUUCAAAUGACCAAAAUUGCUUUUAAAAAUUUUCUAAAUGAUGAUUUAAUUUGUUCAAUUCUCAAGUCCCCGAAAGUAUUUAAGAAAUUAGAGACAUUUGUUUCGUCGACAUUAAAUGAUGAACUAAUUGGUACAUUAUAUGGAUCAUUAGCAUUAAUUUGUGAUAAUAUUUUAAAUAUGGAUUUGGAAUUUAAGUCAGAAUCUCAAGUCUUAUUAUUAGAAAAUCUUAUUAGUGUUCAAAAACAGUUAGAAAAUCUAUCAAUUACUGAUUAUUGUUAUAAAAUAAAUUGUAAUUCAUUAUUAUCGGUUAUCUUUAGUCAAAAAGAAACAUUAAAGAGUCUUCGUUUAAAAUUUGUAAGAUUUUAUGAUUUUGAGAAGAAAUUAUUACCAAUUGGACGAUUUACUUCACUUAAAGAACUUUAUAUUGAAAAUUGUUAUGGAUUGAAUCAAUUGGAUUGUUUAUUUUUUGCUCCAUCAUUUAACCAAUUAAGUAUAUUUCAUUAUUUUCAUACAAAUUAUCAACUUAAUGGGGAUGCUCACAAAUUUAUUGCAAAAAUUCUAGAAACGGCCAAUACAAAUUUAAAAAAUAUUUGUCUAGAUAUAGAUCACUCAAUUCCAUUUGAUGUGCUUUCAGUAAUUUUAAAUUGUUGUACAAAGGUUACCGAAUUAACUUUACUAAAUUUAAAUAUUAUACAAGCAAUAGCAAUAUUUCAUAAUAAGUUUAAUGAAUUAAGGAGUUUAUCAUUUGGUUAUGAAAAAGAAUUGGAUGCUGAAGAAUUAUUAUGUCAAAUUGGUGAAAAAGUACCUGAAUCACUUGAAACUAUUGAAAUUAGAAUGGGGGCAUUUAGUGCCGAAAGUUUAGAAAAACUUUUUAAAGGGUGGUGUCGUAAAGGAGGAGGAAGAAAUAAAAGGAUUAUUGUAAAACGUACAAUACAAGCGCAUCGAUAUCGAUUUACAUUAAGUGAUGAACAUUGGAAAGUUAUUGAAAAAUAUGGAGUUCAAAUUGAUAUAGAAUAA
Diversispora eburnea is the source of this 1518-nucleotide messenger RNA. The record is from the annotation of a GenBank genome assembly. Lineage: Eukaryota; Fungi; Glomeromycota; Glomeromycetes; Diversisporales; Diversisporaceae.